Rhagoletis zephyria (snowberry fruit fly) is the source of this 3428-nucleotide messenger RNA. RefSeq names its product LIM and SH3 domain protein Lasp (gene Lasp). Gene Ontology annotation, molecular function: actin filament binding. Gene Ontology annotation, cellular component: focal adhesion. The record is from RefSeq and is a predicted model, not a curated record. NCBI's taxonomy places the organism in Eukaryota, Metazoa, Arthropoda, Insecta, Diptera, Tephritidae.
UGUUGCUUUUAUUCAGUCUUUCUUUUGCGCUGGUCUGGUAGUCGACUUGUUAUUUGGUGUUUAUCGCGUGGCAGCUAAGCAACGUUUAUUAAAUUUAAAAAUAAAUUCUAAAUAUAAAUUGUGAAAAUUAUAGUUAACAAAUUGUAAAACGAGUGUACAUAUUUCAAUCGAUACAGCGACAAAAAGCUAGCAAGUAUCUGGUUUGCUAACUUGGUAAAAAAUUUCCAAUUGGAUAUUUUCAGUUGCAUACUUGAAAUCAAGCCAAUUGCUGUUGUUGAUCGUGUCGUUCGUUCUGUUCGAGUUUCAAAAGUGCACAAAGCAGAAAAGCAAAAAUAGUGUGUGAAAUUGGUGUGAAACGAGGACCGAAAGAUCUGUAAAAGGCGAAUUCUUGUUAAAGCUUCACCCUAGUACACAAACAACGUCUGACACCAACUGGAAUUUUCUGAUUGAAUUUCUUUGUGCUGUUUGUUAGGAGUUUUAAGUCAUAUUUCUAUUCUAUAGUUUGUGAAAACCAGCAACAAUCAUUCGAAAUUCAUCUAAAACAAUAAAUAUUAAAUUUGGAGCUAAAUUUUCUGCACAAUAAUAAAAUUUCAAAUCGGCGACUCAAGUUUAAUUUUGCAAAUUGUAAAAAGGAAGUGCGUGAUAGAUAUAAUAGAACAAACGGGUUUAACAAAGGCAUUUCGCGUGUGCGUCUGAAGCAAAAUUAAGGUGACACAAUUUUUUGGGCAUAUUUGUCCAUAAUCCUGUGAAAAAGUUUACUGCACUGCAACAGCGUCUUUUGGGUGAGGCAUAUAGUCGUGCGCACGCGUGAUCUACGGCAUCAACAGGCAAAGUAAAUUGACGAUCAAGUGAAAAAAAUAGCAGCUACUAAAUACGAGCAGGAACGUCGCAAAAUGAAUAAAACUUGUGCACGUUGCCAGAAAGUGGUGUAUCCCAUCGAGGAGCUUAAGUGCCUGGACAAAACAUGGCACAAGACAUGUUUCAAGUGCACAGAAUGUGGCAUGACAUUGAAUAUGAAAACAUACAAAGGAUACAACAAAUUGCCAUAUUGCGAAGCGCACAUUCCAAAGGCCAAAGCGACAGUCAUUGCAGACACGCCCGAACUGAAGCGAAUAGCUGAGAAUACAAAAAUCCAAUCGAAUGUUAAAUAUCACGAAGACUUCGAAAAAUCCAAAGGCAAAUUUACACAGGUCGCCGAUGAUCCCGAAACAUUGCGAAUCAAGCAGAAUACAAAAAUCAUUUCGAAUAUUGCGUAUCAUGGUGAUCUAGAAAAGAAGGCCGCUAUGGAAAAGCAACGAGAAGCUGCCGAAAUAGCCGAUGUGCGAGAGGAAACGGAGUAUUUCUCUGAAACAUUGGCUGCCGAACAAUUCUCACAAUAUGCUCCCACACCACCAACAGCAGCAGCUGCAGCAGCCGCCGCAACACUGCCACCGCCACCAAUACAGCACCAGCAACACAACACGGCGGCAAUUAUAUCCAGCAAUCAGGCAGCUAGCGCCAGUAAUACACACAUUUACAGUAGCCAACAACAGGUGGCAGCACAGCAGCAGCAGCAGCAUCAGCGGCAACAACAACAACAACAGCACAACACUCAAAGUCACAAUCACAGACAACAAACACACGAACCGACACAGCAACAGCAACUGCAACUGCAACAGCAACAACAAACCCAAACACAUCAACACCAUCCACACUAUCAGCCACCACCACAACCACAAUCACAACAACACUCACAUCAACAGCAAAUACACCAACUACAACAUCAGUUGUAUCAAGCACAACAACAAGCCACACAACAGCAACACUAUCCACAACAUACACAGCAACAGCAACACCAACACCAACAACAUGAACAAUAUCAACAUUACCAGCAGCCACAGGCGCUGCGGCAACAAUAUCAACUGCAUCAGCAGCAAUUGUUGAAGCAACAACAGCAGCAACACCAUCACCAACACCAACAACAAUUGUUGCAACAGCAACAGCAACAACAACCAAUUAAACAAACAUCACAUUUGUAUCCAACAGCGGCCGCAAACCAUUCAUCCCAGCAGCAGCAGCAGCAGCAGCAGCAGCCGCCGUCGAACACCUACAACCAGCUGCGCUCAGCAAUUUUGCAGAAUUCUCAUCACCCAACUGGUGCAGCGCAAGCAGCACAUCUCAACGAAAAUGUAACCAACGCCGGCGGCGGUGGUGGCGGCUAUAGCAGCGGCGGCAUGACCAACCAUGCAACCGGAGGCGGCGGCACUUACGAUCAAUACGACAACUACACACGUGCCGCUACGGUCAACAACAACAACUUGACUUAUCAGCAGCAACAACAACAACAACAACAACAGGCACAGUCACAGUCACAGUCACAGUCACAAAAAGCCGCCUCUUAUCACAGCAACAGCAAUUCGGCUAGCGCUGCUAAUGCCAACAAUGGCGCUAGCGCUGGCAGUGGCAGCGGCGUGCCUCAAACUACACAACAACUAUACGCCAGCAACAACUAUAACAGUCACUUUUCGUCGAGCACUUCAUUGGGCGGGGCAACAGGCAAUUUGGCGCAUCACAACAGCAACGGCACCGUUAGUACCGGUGCUGGCGUUGGCGGCAGCAACAGCAACAGCAACAGCAAUCACUCGCACAGUCACAGUCACACAAGCGCCGGUGGGCUGGUAAAUAAUGGCAGUGCAACAGCUGUGGCGGUGAAUAGCAUUGGCAAGAUCGCCGACUAUGAUCCGUUGACCGAUGGACCACGUCCCAUGCCGAACACCGGAAGACCCAGCACAACGCUCAUUUACAGCUCUGAUAGUCGCGGUUCGGUGAACAACGCCUACCCGAAGCGUAUCGGUUCAAUCGCUGACAUUGAUCCUGCAAAUGGCAUUUAUAGCUCGUUGGCUGGCGAAUCGGCAUCGCAUCAUCAGUUACAUCAGCAGCAGUCACAACAACAGCAGCAACACCAACAACAACAACAACAGCUAUUGCAUCAGCAGCAGCAACAGCAUGCGCUUCAUCAGCAACAGCAGCAACAACAGCAACAGUAUUAUCAGCAAAUGAUACAACAACAAUCGAAGUCAAGUCUGCGUGUCUACCGUGCUCUAUACGAUUACGAAGCCCAAGAUACCGAUGAAGUGAGCUUCCGUGAAGGCGAUGUUAUAUUUGAAGUAGAAUCAGCCGAUUCUGGUUGGAUGACCGGACGCGUCGAACGCACUGGCAAAACCGGUAUGCUGCCCGCCAACUAUGUGGAGCAAGCCGUUAUAUAAUAGGGAAUGUUAUAUUAUUGUUGUUGUCAUCACCAAUUUGUUGUAAUACUAAUUUGUAUUCUUUAUUUAGUAGUCGUAUUAAUAUUCUUCAUUAACAUAUUUAUAGCUGAUAGCAAUAAUGAUUAUGAGAAUGAACACUUAAAGAAUUUCGAUGAUGACAAUUAUCACAGCCACAAUCACCAU